GUGUUGUAAAAUUUGUAAACAUUGGCGACCUACCCGAUUAAAAGCGAGUGAUCCGCAUGGAUCGUGGUAUGUUGAAUGGACAAUGUUAUAUUUAUUCUCUUGUGGUGUUUUGAAAUAGGUUUUGGAGGUACUUUAUAGUAUUUUUGGAUCUUACCUGAAGGACAAGUUUUAAGUAAUGAAUGGAUAAAACCAUAGGAUAUAUAAAGAAAAUAAACCAUAUCUCAAGGAAAUGAACAACAACUAGGUGUACAUAACAUAUAAGUAGAGGAAACAAUUAAACAAUAGAUCAUAAAGAUAUACCGGAAGAUGGCGGAAUUUUUAUCUGCAUUGAAUGGAUUCUACGAGAAUGUUGGAUCGGGAAAUGACAAUGAAACAGAAGUGACAGAAUGCACAUCAAAGAUAUCAACCCAGGCAUUUCAUUUUUGGAUCACAAUACCAUCUGUGCUGAUGAUAUUACUUUUAGCAUGCACGUUCUCAAGAAAGAACAAGUUUUUGACAUGUCUAUGGGGAAGACCGGGAGCCGUGUUUCCUAUGGAUAUUCUGGGCAAGUCACAUAGAUUUUCGUAUGCUGCAGCAUGGGGUUCCAUUGCAUUUCUAGCCGCUGAUUUGGUCUUCGGAAGCACGGUGAUAGUAAAACUUGAAGGACCGUCUUAUGUUACAGUAUUCAACGCAGUAUUAUCAAUGAUAGUUAUUGGUGUGGACUACUUCCCAAUGUUUGCUGCGCUUUCUCUUGAAUCGGCGGUUGGGUAUUUAGUAGGAACAGCCUAUGCCUGGUUAUUGCUAGCAAUCCAGAUUUUUCGGGAAGUUGAAUGCGAUCUGACAUAUCAAACUCGCCUUAUACUUAUACUACGAGAUGUUCCGAAUCUUCUCUGUCUGGCGUACCUGUCGUUUAGCCUCCCAGUACGGUUAAUUCAGUCUGUCCGGCAAAAGUCAAUACGGUUUUUAUCCGCAUCUGAGAUGGUGUCUAUUUUAAACAUGGAAAAAGAUCAAGAUUUGUCACCAGAAGCCUUUCACAUUAAACAUCUUCUCAGGCCAGUACCCCCUCCGCCUCCCCCACCGACAACAUUGGGAGGUAAAGUGAUGCAAAUAGUGAAGAAUUUCAUCGGCGACUGGAUAUACCACAAUAAGCACAAAUUUAGAUAUUCAUCCAGAAUUCUAUCAGUCAUGUUAAUUGGGUUUAUGUUGAUUUACAAGGCCACUCUCGAAGUGAUGACUCUUGCUAUAGGGAUAUUUGCAUUCAUUGAGCGUGGUUUUAUAUUGACGCUCGAUGCUAUUGGUUGGGACUCAGAAAUAGACGAAGAAGCAUACGUAAAACAAAUACGUGAUUACACCAAGUUUAUGUAUUUCCUUCUCAUCAAUGUAAGAAUUUGUUUUAUUGUUGCCCUCUCAUUAGCAUGUGUUGCAGGCAUAUUGGGAAUUCUGCACAUGUUAUCGUCAUACAGGACAAAUUUGUUUGACUUGUACAAAGGAGAUAAUACUCAUAUACCACAUAGGUCAACAAGAUCUAAUACGUCACUGUUGGUUGGAAGUAUGCGAUAUGCAGGGUAUCAAGUGGCCUACAUCGGAUGGGGUUUAGUCUUGCAUUUCAUCAUACUGUUGAUCAUUGCUGUUGCCCUGUGCACUAUAAUUACAAUGAUAAUAUAUGGGUAUUAUCAGUGGAUGCUGACAGUUCUUUUCAAUGCUUGGCCAGCUGCGGUAAUGACAAUUAUUAUAAUGUUGACUCAGACACUAUUAUCCAAAUUUGCAUUCUUACAAGGAAGAGGGGAAUUUUUGGCAAUUGAUAACAGACGUGUGCUAUUCAGUUUCACGUUCUUCAUGUUCUUCUACAAUAUCUUUGUUGGAUUUCUAUCAUGCUUAUUAAGAAUCGUUAAAUCGAUCGUGAUCGGGGCAAUAUUUCUUCCCCGUUUGGACAACAGCGCUUUACCAAGGCGAUUCCAGAUGUUUGAUCCCGGUUUUGCAAACUACUGUGGCUUUAUACAUGUGGAAUGUGCUCACACGCAUCCUGUUCUGGUCAUGUUUUUGAGAAUUUUACUUCACAUAAAUGAGGAUAAAAAUUCGUCAGAGUCAAGUGAUAGCAAUCAUACAGCUGUUGAAAUGAACGGUAAAGGUAAAUCCAGCAAAGCUAAACCUGUCAACGCAAGAGCGAGAGCACGAUGGUUUUUGAUAUACACUUUGCACAAUAACCCUACCAUAAGGGUGUACAGAAAAUCAUAUAUGCAGUAUAUGAGAAUGCUACAAGAACGUUUGGCAAGGUAUUAUAACCUUGACAAAGCAACCAUGGGAAACCUUGCAAAAUCAAUUAAUACAGUUUAUACAGACAAUGGAAAGGCCGACAUCAAUGAUAUCUCAGUUGAAGUGAAUGGAGGAUUUAAUGCGGCACAGGCAAAUUGGAACGCACUGUUUGGUAUGAACAAAUUAAUGAGGCAAAUUCAAAAGGAUAUGGCUGAAGGGACCGGAGCAUUUGCUAAAGAUUUUGACGAACAGAAUAAUCAAACAGAGAGUGAUGAAAAUAAAGGUUCUGGUAACAAUGUGAUAGUAAAAAACCCAAAGGGUAUGUGGCAGAAAGCAGCCUUCUCAUCACUCUCAACAAAAAAUAUCACUCCAAGUACUAAUUACUUGACAAUGGCAGAACUUUUUGAAAUCCUAAGCUACAUUUACACGCACAGAGGACAAGAAGGAAACGAAACGGAAACGGGAGAAUGCAUUACAAAGGUGCCACGUUCUACGUUUCAUUUAUACCUUAUGAUACCAUCUAUUUUAACAACACUGUUACUAGCAUGGACACACCCUAGAAAGAACAAAUGGCUGAAUAUACUACACGGACGUCCCGGUGUUAUAUAUCCGAUGAAUAUUCUAGGAAAGUCUCAUCGUUUUCUGUAUGGAGCUGCAUGGGGAUCCAUUGCGUAUUUGGCAGCUGAACUUGUGUUUGAAAAUGAUAUCGUCCAACUAGAGGGACCACCGUAUGUCACAGUCUUCAAAACAGUGUUAGCAAUGAUAGUUAUAGGAAUUGACUAUUUUCCGAUGUUUUCGGCCUUCGCUUUUGAAUCAUACGUAGGGUAUGCAAUAGGAACAGCGUAUGCAUGGAUGUUUCUGAUUGUACAAAUAUACCGGGACACUGAGUGUGAUUUAGCGGGUCGAUUUCGUUUCGCGUUACUAUUUGGAGAUAUACCAAAUCUCCUUUGUCUUGGAUAUCUUGCAAUAAGUCUACCUAUUCAAGUACUUAGAAUAUUGCGUAAAAAAUCUAUCAGGCUGUUUUCGUCAUCGGAGAAAGUAUCAGUACUUAGAAGAUCAAUCAGUGUAAAGAACUCGCCUGAAGCAAAACAUGUAAAGCAAUUACUUAAACCUCCUUUGCCACCCAUAGAGGAUGAACCAAUAUUACUUAAAGACAAAAUAUGUUUGAAAGUCAAAACGUUCGUUAGUGACUGGAUUUAUAAACGUGAACCAGGUUUUAGAUACUCAGCCCGAAUGAUCUCUGUCAUGGUUAUUGGACUGAUGGUUAUAUACAAGAUUACAGUCCAGAUAACAGCUGCGAUAAUAGUAGUUUUCAACGCUUCCGAUGUUUUGCUGCAACAAAAAUUAGAUCAGAUAGAAAUGUCUUCACAAGUAAACCAAUCCAAGGACAUAUCUGCCGAAAGGGAAGGGAUAAAUAUCACCCUGUCUCUUAUAUCUGACAUAAGAAUUUGUUUCAUUUGUUCAAUUUGUGCGGCAUAUAUCGGAAAUAUCUUCACAAUUUUACAUAUGAUGUCAUCGUACAGAACGAAUUUGUUUGACCUUUACAAACGAAUUCAUAACAAUAUACCUCCAAGAUCGACUCUGGAAAACAAAAAUCUACUGGUUGGAAGUAUCAAGUUUGCCGGAUACCAAGUUGCAUAUAUAACAUGGGGAUUUGUUAUUCAUCUAAUUAUUUUGAUCAUCCUAUCUCUUAUAUUGUGUAUUAUUAUCUGGAUGAUUCGGUACGGCUAUUACGAUUGGAUUCUAUCAUUGUUGUCGGGUAUUUGGCCCACAGUAUUGAUGACUAUUUUCCUGAUAGUGUUAGUUAUACGGUUUUGUGAUUAUUUUUUUUCUUGA
Molecule: messenger RNA, 4068 nt
Organism: Ruditapes philippinarum (Manila clam)
Lineage: Eukaryota; Metazoa; Mollusca; Bivalvia; Venerida; Veneridae
Exons: 32
Coding region: 307-4068 (1253 amino acids)
Biological process (GO): vitamin A import into cell
Cellular component (GO): plasma membrane
Molecular function (GO): signaling receptor activity; retinol transmembrane transporter activity
Source: RefSeq, a predicted model, not a curated record